CUGGUCAAUCCGGCGAGGACUUUUGGUGGCCAAAAUAACAAAAAGCAAAGGCUGAAAAAGCCGGUCAGCUUGAUAACGAAAAGACGAACCAGGCACGUCUCGGCGGUAUGGGUAAAAAGUAGGCGCGCGCCGCCCAUAGAAUCGGAGAGGGAAAACAAGAGGCCCAACUAACCAAAAAAAAAAGCCCACAAUAAAUUACAAAAAAAUGGUGGUCAGAAAUAUAACAGGCCACACUGCUACGUGUCGGGCAAAGACGCCGUCUGAGUGUCACCGCGAUACGCCGUGCCGUCGUUCUAUCAAGCUUGCGCAUUCCCCACGGCAAAAAAGACCCCGUCAGUUAAAAAAACGGGAUUGGUUUUUUUCUUUAUAUUUUGCCCUUUCCCCCCGAUAAAGAAAAAAAGAAGAAAGUGCAAAGAAAUUAAAUAGCCGAACGAACGGAACGGAACGGCUCUCGCCCACCGCUUUCCUUCCGGAAACCGUUGGAUUCCCCUUCCAACCAUACUAAUCCAUCUCACGCGCCUUCCGCGCGUUCCCCACUCUCUCUCACCCGGCCCUUUUCAGCAUCAGUCCCUGAAAUUCCUCUUAUUUUCCUCUGUCACAGUCAGUAUGGUAUUAUUUGUUAUUAUCUUACCAAAUUGUUAAUGACAAUAAAAGGAAUAUUAUCACACGUCUUUGCAUGUUUAAAUUUCGGAAAAAUUCAGAAAUAAUAUCCCAUAUUUGUUUCGGCUCCAAUAAUUCCAAUUUAAUCAAUGUGGAGCGUGCUUUAUUCCAGAAAUGAAGCUGGGUGCCAAUUUUUGAAUGGUAUUAACGUGGGGAAGGGAAUCUAGCUAUUAUGGGAACAGAUUCAAUGCCCCUAAAUCAUUAUAUGCUAAUUCUUGGUAGCAAAAUAAUUAGAUACGUAUCUUUGAAACUAUUAAGCAAAAUCUCCUAUAUAUGCCUUUAGGAGAGCAUCUACCUAAUAUUACAUCCCAAUUAUGCUUUCUUGAAGCCAAAACAAUUAUGAAAACAAAUUACAAGAGAUAUCAAUCAUCUAUCUGAACAAUUAAAAUGAUGAUUAAUAUGUAGUUAAACUACGAAGAAUGAUAAUUUCGUCACGAGGAAAAUAGUAAGUUGCAACUCUAAAAGAUUGACAUAAUGAUAAUGUGGGUAUGAGAGCAUCCACCACACACUAAGUACGAAUUUUAGAGAUACAACCAACGAAAAUUAAUAAGCAGAACCAUUACGGAUUUACGGUUGACAUAAUGAUAAUGUGAGUAUGAAAACAUCCACCACACACUAAGUACGAAUUUUAGAGAUACAACCAACGAAAAUAAUAAGCGGAACCAUUACGGAUUUACGGUUGAUUGUUAGGAUUCAUGGCAUGCGUUUGGUUUUUUGUAAGGUAAAUUUCGUCAUUAUACUGUCUAUUCCUUGUAUUUGAUGAUUAAAGAGUUAUUUAAUUACUUAAACAUGGUUUGGUAAGAGAAUAGUUACGAGGAAAAGGGAGGGAAAAUGAAUUCGGGAAUGGCGGUCAGGAAAAGGAAUACAUAAUUUUCAAACUACGAGGGGUACCAUUGCAAAAACAAAAAAGUAAGCAUCCUUCGACUGCAAAAUAUCGCGGAAAUCCCGAAACUACCCUACUCACGCGCCACCAUCCUUCCUUGCAAAAUAGUAUAAAUUCAUAGCUGGAGUUAAGCUAGGUUUGCCGAAUUAGCUAGCCGAACUGGCUCUUAAGAAAUUAAAAAGAAAACCUCCCCUUUUUUUUCCUCUCUCUCGCUCUCUAGAUUCUUCUUCUUCACUGAACUCAGAAAUGGCGAUUACAGCAGCAACCGGAUCCUCGAGGCGGUCAACAGCCGGCGGGUCGGUCAACCGGUCCUACUCCCAGUCCGGCGGCAGAUUUAGCCUGUCGUCGUAUCAGUCUCCGUACUCCUCGUCUGCCUCAACCGGCUUCGCAUCAUCCAGUUCCAGUUUCGCGACGCGGUCAUCCACCUUCUUCGCUGGGAACCCCGUCAGAUCCGCGUCUCCUCCGCGAGUCAGCAUGUCCGGCCACUCCAUGUCGGCCUCCGCCGUCCGCUUCUCUCUGGACCGGUCGGUCUCCCCCAACCGGUCGAUCUCCACAGUCAGCCCUUCCCGCAGCCGCCCGCAGGUGGUGAGGAAGCAGCCAGGUCCGAAGAAGACGUGCAUGUGCUCGCCGACGACGCACCCUGGCUCGUUCCGCUGCAGCCUACACAAGAACCAGAACACGGCGCACGCGUCGAGCUACGCGCCGAACAACCGCCUCAACGCGCGCAGAUCUGCGAUGACGAACUCGCUGGUGAGGAUCGGCGGCGUGGAAGGGGAUCUGGUGAGGCGAGCGCUGGCGGCGUUGAUCCGCCCGAGUUCGCACCAGCAGAGGAGGCGCGCUGCGUUCCAGCCGAGGCCGAGCAGGCUCAGCUCCAUGUCCAAGUCGACGGAGGAAUCGUAACGGUUUGUGGAAAAAAUGGAAGGAACUCGAAUCACUCUCUCAUUUUAUUCUCUCUUGUGACUUGGUCUCCGAUUUUUUUUCUGGCGACGGAGGGCUCAGAUCUGCGGUGAAAAGCGGUUUGACUGAAGAGGUUGGAGGAAGUCGGGGAAGAGAACGGCCUGGAAGAAAUUCAUUUCUAGUGUGUAACUCCGGUGACCGGGAAAUAGUGCCCCUUUGUGUAUAUAGAAGGCUAUAUGAGAGUUAUAUAUUCGAAUUUACAGCCAGCAAUGGCGAAGUUUUGGGAAUCAUUAGGGAUUUAGUCAGCAAAAAAGGAAAUCAGUUCAUUGUUCGUCGAAAGAUUAACUCCAAAUUCAUUGUUAACUCCUCGGCGCCGUUAGCCGUCGUCCCGUCCGUCGUCGUGUUUCCCGUGUUGCGUAUCUCCGUUCGCCGUUCACCCGUCGUCUGUCCCGUUCAGUCCGUCGUCACCGGUGAGUUCGUUCAUUUUUUGUAUGUUGAUUAAUUUCCUUGUUUACUGCGUUAAUUUUUGUUUUACUUGUCAUUUUUUACUCGUUUUCUUGUGUUGCAGGUUCAAUUAUUGGCGGAUCAGUGCAGUAAAUCCAUGCUUACGGAGCCAAAAAUGGUGAUUAGUGUUUAACCAUGGACUGAGGAUUGGAUUCGCCUGUUGAGAACGGCGAAAGGACGGAGAGAGAACUCACGAAAGGACGGAAACCUAGACGUUACCAUGGACAAACAAAUUGAACUCGGUCAAGGACAGAAAAUUCAAAAUAAAUAAAUAAAUAAAUGAAAUUAAGUCGAAGGGUAAACAAUUCAAUUAAUGGGUUUCCUUAAUUUAAUUGAUUAAUUGUUCAAUUUAAAGAUGAGACUGUCUCUAAUAAAACGUACUUCUGAAAGGGACCUUUUUUCUAGAAAAAAGGAAAACGUACAAAAGCCAGGCUGGAGAAGAGGAUUAAUCAGUAUACUUAAAUACUUAAUGGAGAUGGAUUAGUUCACCCCAUUGGAAGAUGGGUUUUGAAAGCUCAAGGACGAUUUAAAUUAUGAAAGGAUUCAUUUGUUAAUUUUCCACAAGCUCCAGAAAUGCUCAAAAACACUGUAGAUGUCUAGAUGAUUGUACAAUUGAGCUUGUGACGAAUUUCGAGAUGAUCAAAAUGACGCAAUUCGAUGAACUACUGGGAAAUUAGGUUUGAUCGGCUAAAAUUACAACAACCAAAGAGAUGAUGGCAACAAUUUGAAAGGAAGAAAACAAAGAAGAAAGAAGUGGUGGGUUCCUUGGCAAGUUGGGCAGCUGGCCGUCACUACCAAGAACAGUUUGGGAAGGAAGGAAGAAGAAGGGGAACUUUUUUUCUGGGUGGGGACUGUGAUGUCAUCAUCUCAACAUCCGCCAUUACUACUGCUGUCUCUCUUUUUCUUUCCUUCUUCUUCGUCUUUUCGGUUCUGGUAAUGAAAGAGGAGGAGAGGGAGAGGAUGGAGGCUCCAUAAUAAGUAACCCUGCGGCUCCCACCACCAUCCAUGGCUUUCCUUCCUUCUGUAAUGGCUUUUCCCAAGCUCGCUGGAUAAGGUUUUCGUGACAACGAAAGGAGUAGUGGGUUUGGGUGGAUUCCACUUUCCCCUUUUCUUAGGGCCGGCAAUUUGGUCCAGAACUGUUUGGUUUUACUCGAAACCGGACUGUAUUACCUGGACCGGGACGGAUAGCAAACAAUCCAAUUUCAUAUUCGGGUUUAGAUUUGAGGUAAAAAAACCCGGAUAAAGACCGGAUAAGAGACCUCAACACUCAAAUCCCCAUAAGCUCAAUCUAAAAUCAAAAUCAAAUUGGGACCGGAUCGGGUCAAGACCGGCCGGAUCAAGACCGGAAUGUAUCCAAUCCAAUCUUUGGUCCUUAUAUUCCCGAAAAGACCGGACUGAGACCGAAUCAAUUUGGUCCAAUUUAACCGGACCGAAUCGUAUAGCCACCCCUACUUUUUCUUCUCUUAUUUUUACCCCGUACUUUGUUUCUGUUGGAUGGGAAUCCUGUGAAAUAAAUGAGGGUGAAGAGGAAGGAACACGGGCAUGAAAUUGGAAAGGGGUAGAAAGGAAAGAACAAGAGCAAGUGGUUCCAUUGGCCUUCAUGGUAUGUGAAAUGAAAGCUAGUUUCUCAACUAAGUUAUUUAUCGUUUUGUGCGAUCAUGUUCGGUAAAAAAAAAAUGUAUCGAUGAUAACAUUCCUGAAUACUAUGACAUCUAAAAAGUAAUCUUUGAACGUUUAACGGUUGUCUACUCUCUAAACUUUGUCAGCAAUAUCGAUAUUCGCUGACGGUUAAAUUCACAUUUUACCUCCCUGGCAUAAACGAGAUUGUAAGCAAAGAAGAGACACAUCAACCAAAAAUAUACUUCUUUCUCUCUCGUUCUUGUCUAAGAGCAGAUUUAAGGAGUCCAUCUCACGCUCAGUUCGAAACUUGAAUGAGCGGAGGCUAUCUUUCUCUCUAUGUUGACUUUUUUCCAUCUGCUUUGAGUCUCUUCGCUUUACCUUGACAACGAAGAAGACGAUAAUUCUCUUUCUGUUUUCCAAAUUGAUUGUUUCUCACAAGAUUCCUGGGUUAAAUCUCUCACUCUUCCCCUUUUCUUGCCUUCAAAUCCCCCCUUUUUAAACUGUCUUCUACCGUGACGCUUACAUCUUUCGUGUGUGAGAGUCGCACUUCCUCAUAGUAGUUAAGAGUACCACCUAGCUGCCAAACUCAUAAAAUUUGUCAACCAUGUCAAGCGGGCUUAAACAAUAUCAAUGAUCUUUAUCUUAUAACGAGAUGGACACAUCGAUUGAUCAUAGUGGAUUUUGAUCAUUUCUUGACGAAGUACAUUCAAACGAAGCACGAUCUUCUGGGGUUGCAAAAUUAACUUUGUUUAAGAGCUAAAGUUUUCCUUCCUAAUUAAACAUAGGGAACAUGUUAAACAGUUUCCUCACUCAAAGUUCAAAUAUGUUAUUUGAAGGCAUGGGUACUUUACUUUCUAUGUAUUUAAUCAAACCUUUCAAUUAUGUCUACCCUGCGAUAAAGAACACCCUUAAUUAAAGAAAAGAAACGGGAAGAACAUGCCAUGAUUUUGUACAAUAUCACAAGCUAGUCACUACCCCAUUUUUGCAAUGAUAAGGAUUAUGUCAACUUUGAGAAACUUAAACCCCCCAAAAAAUAUCAGUGUCACUAGUGGAUAAGCUAUUAUUAAAUUGAUUUUUAGACCUCUAUCUAAUCCUUACUCCUAGCUUGAAGAGAUAUAUGGUUGAUAAGAAAAAAAUCAAACCCAAUAGUUGACAAAAUUGCAAACUAGAGUAUACGUGGUUCUAUCAUCUAAGAUAAUGUAGAGGAUUUUGAUUAAUUAAAAAAAAAAAAGAGUACGGGUGAGUUGAUGGCCGGUUUAGAGAAACGAAUGAAAUAACAUCUACAUAAGUUACUUCAAAUUCUGAUGAAAAUUUCGUCAAAAGACCAGGAGAGUGAUUAUAUUCUUAGUAAAUUUGAAACCAAUUAUUGUUUCCCAUCACUAAUCAAAACUAGCAAUGGUGGAUAAGAUUGUGUACUGAUCUCUAGACUCUGUGCUAGUAGUGGGAGAGGUACAUAGGUUGAUAAGAAAAAAGUGAAAAACAAAACCCAUUGACUUAAUUUAAGCACACAAUUAGAGGAUAAGGAUUGAAAUUGGUUAUACACUAAUUAGCAAUUAGUUCCUGGGAAUACUAAGAUAGUAAGAUGCCAAUAAUUUUUCUUAUUCAAU
Messenger RNA from Linum trigynum, 6171 nucleotides. NCBI's taxonomy places the organism in Eukaryota, Viridiplantae, Streptophyta, Magnoliopsida, Malpighiales, Linaceae. The record is from the annotation of a GenBank genome assembly.